AUGGAUUCUCCGCUAAAUGUGGGUGACACCACCACCAAUUCAAUCCAGCAUCUAUUGAGCGAUACCCAUCUCAAUACUUCAUGUUCUACCACAGUGAAUUCGGCCGUGUACUCGGAUGAAAAGGUUAUACAAUUGAACUUGGUUAUUCAAACAAACGAGAAAGAAGACGGUAGGAAGAAAGAGGACGAUCCGAUAGUGAUAUUGAGACGUGUUCAGGACUCGUACAUUAACAUUUCUCAACUUUUUUCAAUACUCUUGAAGAUCGGGCACUUGAGCGAAGCUCAAUUGACGAAUUUCUUGAAUAACGAAAUUCUUACCAACACGCAGUAUUUGUCUAGCGGAGGGUCGAAUCCUCAGUUCAAUGACUUGCGGAACCACGAAGUUCGUGAUUUACGAGGUUUGUGGAUUCCGUAUGAUAGGGCCGUGUCAUUAGCUUUGAAAUUCGAUAUUUAUGAAUUGGCUAAAAGCUUAUUUUUGAUCGAUGUACAUGACUACGAUGAUUUGCCCAAAGUGGUCACUGCAAACAAGAGGUCGUUAUACGAGGGAUCUGCUGAUGGUGAAAAAGAUGCUGGGUUAACAGGCUCUCCCAGUAAGAAACAAAAGAUACAGGCCGAUAAAAUGAAUGGGGAUCAGGCGGAUAUCCAGAGUAUUCUCAAAAAGACUAUCCAAGAGAAUAAAAGCUUUCCUCGUACUUUGCCCCCAUUGGCGUCUGAUGAAGAAAAUUCUGAGUUGGAGUCGGAUAUUAAACUGAAAUUCAGUGAGAUUUUCAAAAAGGAUAAUACUUCCGAAUUAUCGUAUACUGAUAUUAAAUCGACCUUCCAGAAUAUACUACAAAAUAAGCAAGAAAACUUGCGUUUAUUAACGGAUAUAUCGUUGGACCAACUGGGUAAAACUGCAUUACAUUUCGCUUCUACUUUAGCAUCACUGGACUUAGUUUCAGCUUUCAUAAAAUUGGGAUUAUGCUCGCCAAUUAGGGGUACUACAUCAGGAAGAUCCCCAUUGAUUUCAGCCAUCUUAGUUACCAACUCAAUGGAAAGAGGUAAUUUCGCAGAAUUGUUGAGUGCUUUAUGGCCAAAUUUAUGGCUAUAUGAUAAUAAAAACUGGUCAUUUCUACAUCAUUUAGCAUUUCAAGCAAGCAAGAACUUGGAAUCAAGUAAAUUUUACUUGCGCAAGAUUUUGGAAUGGGUCAUUGCCGAUUCUGGGAAGAAACAAGAUUCUUUAACUACUCUAUCAAGAGAAUUAAUAAAUUUACAGGAUGAGGAGAGCGGGAACACCUGUUUACAUUUGGCAGCCGAAAGUGAAUCACGAUGGUUCGUUAAUAUAUUUCUUGAAUUAAAUGCCGAUGUAAAUCUUGUUAAUAAGACAGGUGUAAAGCCUGCAGAUUUCGACAUCGUUAAGGAUAUUUUAACUGAAAGAAAGAAUGGGGCAGAAUCAAAGAGUGGCACCGAGCAUGAUAACUAUAUACUAGAACUAGUUCGUACAAGCAUGGAAUUUCAUAAUAAAAAGCUAGAACUGGGAGUAAAUCCAGAAUCUGAAGACGAAGAUAAUACGAUCAAAGAAGAAGGUAGCAAACCUAAGAAAUUGGCCUCAGGUAGUUCUUCAUCGAACAAGAUUUUCCAAAGUAUACAAGAUUUAUUAUCAAAUACAAAUCACGAAUACGACAAUAUAAUUAAGACCAAACGGUUACAGAUCAAUAAUUUGAAUCAAUCUUUGCACGAUGCAACCAUUGUGACAGCAAACAAUAGAUUUGUAACCAAUAAGAUAUCAGAGAAACUAGCGUAUCUAGACAACUUGAAAUUACAGAUGGCUAAUAUUUCUGAUAAAUUACAGUUGGCCCAAAAGGAAAUCCCGGCCGACUUGAAAGUUGAAAAUGAAAACGAAAAUACUAAAUUUGAUUCAGAUGAACCAUUUAUCAUUAAACCAAUAUAUGAAAGGUUGAUACAAGGUGAAGCUGCUGACAGUAUCAAGCCUACGGAUGAAAUAUUAAGUCAAUUACCACCUUUGCCUAUUUUAAAAGCUAGAAUUAAAGCAUAUCAAGAAAUCAAUAGUAAGAUAGAAAGCGAAUUAACUAAUUUACUAGACUACAGUGAGUUGACCUCUAAGUUCAAGAAAGUAGUUAGUUUCUGUACAGGAGUCGAUAUUAAUGAGGUUGAUGAGUUAUUGGACGGUUUGUUAGAAGCUGUUGAGGGUCAACAGUAG
This is a messenger RNA of Debaryomyces hansenii CBS767, 2199 nucleotides long. RefSeq names its product transcriptional regulator (gene SWI6). The record is from RefSeq and is a predicted model, not a curated record. The transcript has a single exon. The coding region runs from base 1 to 2199 and encodes 732 amino acids. NCBI's taxonomy places the organism in Eukaryota, Fungi, Ascomycota, Pichiomycetes, Serinales, Debaryomycetaceae. Gene Ontology annotation, cellular component: SBF transcription complex; MBF transcription complex. Gene Ontology annotation, molecular function: protein binding; transcription coactivator activity; DNA binding.